This is a messenger RNA of Nicotiana tabacum (common tobacco), 1057 nucleotides long. NCBI's taxonomy places the organism in Eukaryota, Viridiplantae, Streptophyta, Magnoliopsida, Solanales, Solanaceae. The record is from RefSeq and is a predicted model, not a curated record.
AAGUUAGAAGCAUGUGAUAGAUUUACACUUUGUUCUUGAAGGUCUUCGCCUUUGGGCAGAAUCCUUAGGUUUUUCUAUUACCACCAAACAAAUCAUGGUACAGAGUGUUGGCCUAAGUUGAUCAGCCAUAUAACUAACCACUUGUCCUCUUCUACCUAGUAAUUCCUAUAUAAAAUAUCAAAACGAAUAUCAACGUCUAUCUGUGAAAACCUGUUUUCUUUAAUGGUAGAUAAUACCAAAAUAUGUUCUUUGAGUACUCUUCGUGUCUUCCACCUCCUUUUUCCUAUAUAGACCAAGCGCACAGUUUUUCUCGAUCAAGAUUACGUGAUCAACUUUUCCUAGAUAGAAAACACUUUUCUCGUCAUUUCUCCGAGGUUUCCUGAGUAUCAAAGGAAUGGCAAGUCAAAGGAAUGAAAGGGGAGCAGUCUUGAUUGUGUUGGCGAUGAUCUGGGCAGGAGUAACUGCUCAAGAAAGCGAUGACUGCACGAACGUAUUGGUCAGCAUGGUACCUUGCAUGACCUACAUCACAUGGAACUCCUCGCCGCAAUUCUCAGGUUGCUGCACGCAGCUUAGCACUGUGGUUGAUAAGAAGCCAGAAUGCUUUUGUCAGGUCCUCAAUGGGGGUGACUCCAACAUGGGACUCAACAUUAACCAGACUCAGGCUUCGGCCCUCACUACUGCUUGCAAAGUUCAGACUCCACCUGCUAGCCGCUGCAAUGGACACGGUUCUAAUUCAGUACCGCCAUCACAAGGCGGUUCCAACGAUGCAACUUCAACCAAUAUGGCAGCGCCUCUUUCUUUAUGCUUUCUCUUUAUUGCCUCUUAUGCUUCAAUUAUCAACAUGGCCUGACUAUUGUUACCUGCCGUAGACUUCCAAUGUAUUUUAUCUAUUGUACUCUUGAUGGUUAGCUAACCUGUCUGUUACGGAAGAGUGCUUUUACUUUUUAAACAUUAGCUCAUAUCAGCAAUCAGCUUUCUACCAGGCUAAUUCGCCAUUGUAUUGCAUAUUCUUUCAUCCAGCAAUAUUGCUAAUAAUAUUCUAUAAUCUUUGGUGCGC